Aspergillus saccharolyticus JOP 1030-1 is the source of this 447-nucleotide messenger RNA. RefSeq lists its product as uncharacterized. Bases 1 to 447 code for a protein of 148 amino acids. The transcript has a single exon. The record is from RefSeq and is a predicted model, not a curated record. NCBI's taxonomy places the organism in Eukaryota, Fungi, Ascomycota, Eurotiomycetes, Eurotiales, Aspergillaceae.
AUGCAGCAGAUACCCCGUACAGAUGAUGCCACGACUGAUGGCUUUGCAGGAUUAGCAGAGUUUCCAGCUUCUCAAGUUGAUGAUAGCCUGUCCGAUUCUUUGAGCUACUCUAGUCCGAAAAGCAGUAAAUCUAAUAGACUAUCCAGUGAUAGCUUCCUUCUCGACCCAUCGGAUAAAGAAUCUACUUCUAGCUACAGAUAUGCGUCCUUGACUUCUGAAUCUAAAAUAGAAGCACAAUUGAUUCAUACACAGAUGCGCUGCUCAUACAAUACUAAAAGUAAUCCAAUUGACAAGCGGAAGGAUUAUGAAACAUUGUCCGAUGAUGUGGCUGUUCUUAGUAAGUAUAGAAUCAGUAUCCAUGGGCAGCAAAGCCGGUACUGCCUCGUAGUAGAAUGGAUCCCUGCCGAGAAUCUAGAGCUAUUCAAAGAGCUGGCUGCGCGGAGAUAA